Acomys russatus (golden spiny mouse) is the source of this 192-nucleotide messenger RNA. Its product is annotated as zinc finger protein 120-like. Bases 1 to 192 code for a protein of 63 amino acids. Lineage: Eukaryota; Metazoa; Chordata; Mammalia; Rodentia; Muridae. The record is from RefSeq and is a predicted model, not a curated record. The transcript has a single exon. Gene Ontology annotation, biological process: regulation of DNA-templated transcription.
AUGGAUGCAGUGACCCAUGAUGAUGUGCGUGUGAACUUCACUCAGGAAGAGUGGGCUUUGCUGGAUCCUUCCCAGAAGAGUCUCUACAGAGAUGUGAUGCUGGAGACCUACAGGAACCUCACUGCUGUAGCCUAUAAUUGGGAACACAAUAUUAGAGAAAAACACCAACGCUCUCGAAGACGAGGAAGGUAA